AUAGCUGUUGCCAACAUAUCAAACUAUGAACAUCGUUUUUUAAUAACUAUUAUAAAAGUGUAAUUCAUAUAUUAUAAAUGUUUAAAGAAGCUGAUUAUGAGUUAAUAUAUAUUUGUUUUCAUGUUACAGCUAAGUAUGUAUUUGUUAUGGUCUGGAGUACAUAUAUAGUUGGUGCAACUGAUACCAUUCCAUCUGUCAAAAUAAAAAUUUAAAAUAUCUAAAUUUUUUGUGGUUAUGUUUAUGUUGUAAAAUAUGUUAAUGUGUUAUAAGUUAUUUUUCUCCCAUCUAGUGAAAUAAAUAUUGGUUGUUUUUUCGAGGUGCAGUAACUAUUCCGAUUAAGUUUUAAAAAUUGGCAAUUAAGUUUGUUUAUUUAACCGUCAUGGCUUUUAAUUUUGGAAAUACGUCUCAGUCAACUUUUGGUGGUGCACCAAAAUUGACCGGCUUUGGUACAAGUUUUGGUUCAACUCCUGCCACAACUGCCUCUACAGGAUUCGGUGGAUUUGGUUCAACAUUUGGAGCGACGAAUACUCAACAACAAUCAACCGGUUUCGGUACUUUCGGCACUACCUCCACUGCUCCUACGUUCGGUACUAGUUUUGGUACACCUGCAUCUUCUGCUCCAUCGGCUUUCGGAAGUACAUUUGGAGCACCCGCCGCAACGGCAACACCAUCUUUUGGCUCUAGCUUUGGUACACAACAAACACAACCUAAUUUGUUUGGUACUGCAACCACGACAGCGCCCAGUCUUUUUGGAUCCACUACGUCAGCUCCCAGCUUAUUUUCUAAUACUACUGGCGGUGGGUUGUUCGGUUCUACUAGCACCACUCAAUCUUCGGGUUUGUUCGGAACUGCUGCGACUACUACCACACCUAGCCUAUUCGGUACAACACCCACACCUUCUUUAUUUGGGCAACAAGCGGUUACUUCAACUCCUAGUUUAUUUGGGACUGCUGGUACUGGAACAACUUUUGGUACUAAUGUUUUUGGUACCUCUACAACAUCAGCUCCGUCUUUAUUCGGUACAGGAUUUGGUACUACAUCCACUUCGUCAACGGGAUUUGGAGGAUUUGGUGGAGGAACUGGAAGCACUUUUGGAGGCUUCGGUACACAAAAUCAAGGAUCAUUGUUCAGCAAACCACAGAUACCUCAAGUUGCUCCUCAACAAUCUCAAACAUCGAAAACUCAGCAAGUAGUGGCAUCAGUAUAUGCAAUAAACGUUUUCAAUGACGAAAGAGACGACAUUCUUAAAAAAUGGAAUAUGCUCCAGGCUUGUUGGGGUACCGGAAAAGGAUAUUACAAUAGCCAACAACCACCAAUCGAAUAUGAUGCUCAGAAUCCAUUUUAUAGAUUCAAAGCGAUGGGGUAUAAUGUUAUACCAGAACAUGAUAAUUCUGAGGGGAUAGUAAAAUUCAUAUUUAAUAAGAAGCUCGAUGAAAUGAAAAAUCAGCAGGAAGUCCUUAAAAACGGUAUCGCCGGUAUUUUAGGUAACAAACCCAAUUUAACUGUUGAUAUACAUCAAAUAAAAUCUGUUACCGAUACACAAACCGAAGUUAAAAUAACUGUAUCAGAAAAAGGAGUUACAGGGACGAGUAGAAAAAUUCCAGCUUCGGAUCUUGCCGCAUUCUUCAAUCAACCCGUUCCAAAACAACAACUUAGUACAGUAAUGGUUACUUCAGUUACUCCGUUUGUUACACCUACCAAAGCGGAAUUAGAGGAAUAUUUGAAACAUCCCCCUCCGGGUAUUGAUUUGCAAAUGUGGAGAGCUGCUAUUGACGAUAACCCAAAUCCUAAAAAAUAUAUUCCAAUACCCAUCAAUGGUUUUUCCAGUUUGAGAUCGAGGCUACUGCAUCAGGAAUAUCAGACGGGAUUGCAUCAAGCUUUUCUGGAUAAAGUAAAUAAGGAUAUCACCAGCUUAAAAACCAGACACUCAUCUUCUGUAGCUCAAAUUGCUGAGCUGAAAUCUAAAUUUUGCGAAUUGCAACAUAGAAUAUUGAGAAUUUUAGUCAAACAAGAAUGCACAAGAAAAACUGGUAUAGCUAUAUUACCCGAAGAAGAACUACUACGAGGAAGAUUUGAAAUUAUGCACCAACAAUUAAAUAAUCCAAAACAAUUCAAGGGACAAGUUAAUGAAAUUCUUUCCAAUAUCAAGAUGCUGGCAGGCAGAUAUAAACAAAGUUGUCCCAGUUACCGAUUGGAUGCAGAAGCUCAAGAAGAAAUCAAACAAUUUUUGAAAAUGGAGCAAAGUGGCAUAGCUCAACUGAUUAAUAUCAUUCAGACUGACUUGAAAGUGUUAAAUAUUAUAAACGACGGGCUAAAACAGAAAACUAUAAAUGGACAAUUCAAUUAAUACAAUUUUAACUGAUACAAUAUCUUGUAAGAAAUGUUAAUGAAUGUAAUGAAAUACUUCUCAAAUUUAAUUACGGAUUAGUAGAGAGGAAGUGGAAGUUUUGAUAUAAUAAACUAGAAAAAAAUUUAUAAAACUGCAAUUUAUUGAUAACAUACAUCCACGAGGAAGUACUAUUGUUAGAAAAGUUCACCUUGACAAACCAAUGCUUCCAACUGAAUUAAUAAUCACUAAAAUUCCUUUGAAAUUCAAAAUUCUCCUUCUAUCUACAAGACUAGAUCUUUUCAAAAAUUGAAAGUUCAUUUGUCCAACAAGAAAGGACAAGAAUAACAAGAAAUUGUCUGGUGCAAUUCAUUUUUUAACAUUCGAACAUUGGAUGGUAAAAUAUAAAAAAUGACUUAGGUUUAAACUCAAAAACUCGGACUGAAAUAUGGCGAAUAAGUUCAUGUUCGAAAUACCAAAAACUGAGACCAAAAACCAACAAUGUCGAUAUCUGUUCAUUGGUACUUAUUUGGAAUUUUGAACAUAGAAUUUUAGCUGUUAAACAGUAUUGGAAUAUAUUGUGAGAAACAUAGGCAUAUCAAUAUAAAAUCUUUAAUCAACUUCCAAUCUACAAGUUUGAAUUUCCAUAAACUGUAUUAAACUUCACUGAUGCUUACGAUCCCCAUUACAUUUUAGAGGGGUGUAGUAGGAAUUUAUCUUUUUUACUCUUUUUUUUUGUUUGUUACUCACUUUAUUCGAACAUUUUAAACUGCGAAUGUAUUAAAUGUUGGAAAUGCAAUAAUAGCGAUCUGCCGUUUGAGAAGCUAGUCAAUGGUACUUGCCAACUAAAGAAAUAAAUGUUUUUGCUGUAGUGAUACCUGUCAAGCAAAAAAAUGGCUGAUCAAGUUAAUGUUCAUUGUGUUAUUGUUGAGUUUCGUUGGUUGUGCAUUUGAAUUAAUUUUUUAUAUGAGAAUCUUUGAACUUGGAUAUAUAUUUCAUUUUUAAGGUAAGUGGAUAUUAUUACAAUUAAUAUACAUCACUACUCUCUUAGUUAAUAUAUUCAAAUUAUAAGGCGCCUGAUGUAUAAAUGCUACAGCUUACAAUUUCGAAAAAAAAAACCGUAUAUUUAGCGAACUACUUACUAAAAUGUAUUUAUAUAACAAAUAAUCACUUCUUUUCUUUAAUUUUUUAGAAAUGACCGGAAAUAAGUGUGUUUAUUUCAAGUGUGGACUAAGUAAGAGAUCAGAUUCUACAAUUAAAAUGUACCGAUUUCCUGUGAAUGACCCUACCAGAUGUACUAUUAAUACCACAUAUACCAUCUUACAAUUGUUGAAUACUUUCAGUAAAAAUGAAUUUUAGUUUCAAUAUUAUUAUAUAUAUAGCAAAAAAUACAUUUAACAGGAGAUAAUUUUAUUCGCUAGUAAGUACCCGCUUUUAUGACCAUACAUACUUGGUUCAGAUAAGUAGACCUUUUGCCUGCUUUUAUUAUACCAUUAAAUAAACAGAUAGUUUUGUAAGCAUUUAUGGUCUCAUUGUAAAAUAUAAUUUCUGAUAGUUCAAGGUAGCAACAAGCUCAUCAAGUACAUUUUUCCAGUCGCACAUUAUGAAUGAAUUUAUCAUCCCAACAAAUAUUGAUGUUAGUUAUUUAAUUUACGAUUUACCUAUCCAUAACUUCCUACAGUGAUAAUAGAAACAGCCUAACACACGAAUUCAUAACAUAGACGAAACAUCUUUUUGCCUAGAUCCAAGCAGAAUACGGGUUGUUGGCCAAAACGGAUCAGCUGCUCACAGAGCAACAAGUAGGUCCAGAAAAGAAAACAUUACGGUCUUAUUAGGAGCAAAUGCAGCUGGGGAGAAGUUACCCCCGCAUUUGGUUUCUAGAGAGAAAAAUGUGUGGGACUCGGGGCUUGCACACAAAAAUGAGGAAUAUGUGGGAAUAACUUAUUCGGCAACAAAAAAUGGCUGGAUGGAAGGUGAAACUUGCCAAGGUUAUUUCAAAAAUAAUUUUAUAAGAGAUAUACCCCGAGAAAGACCUGUUAUUUUUAUUUAUGAUGGGCACAGUUCACACGUUGGUAUCUCUCUUGUCCAAAUGGAAAGACAAGAAAAUAUAAUAAUUUUGAAACUUCACCGACACACCAGCCACGUGCUUCAACCAAUGGGUCUAAAUGUGAUUCGACCUUUGAAAAUAAAAUGGGAGGAAGAACUUACAAAGUGGAAGAGAAAACAUUAUGGCUGGAAACUUCCAAAAUCUUUGUUUUCUGCUAUUAUUUCCAAAGAUUGGGAAAGCAUAGAACCGGUGAUUAUUAAGCAAGGUUUUCAAAAAAACGGGAAUUUAUCCAUUUUGCGACUCUUCAGUUCCUAUCGAAAAUUAUGAACCACUAGCCUACAGACGAUGGUGUGCUUUUAAAUAAAAUCAGGCACACAGAGCCAUGUUUACUAAUGUUGAAAUUGAUCAGUUGUCGGAAAAACAAGGCUUUAGAUCCGGAAGGUCAUGCGUGGACGCUGUAUUCUUAUUGAGACAAGUAGUUGAGAAAUCCAUAGAAUAUAACAAACCAGUAUAUACCAGCCCCCUUUUAUUCAAGUUAUAAAAAAAGUAUCACAGGGCAAAGGGUACCAGAUGGAUAACAAAUAACUUAAAAUACUUAGCUACGCGGAUGAUGCCGUAUUAUGUAAAACAAAAUGCAUGACAACGUCUGGGGAAUCUAUACGCUGCAAAAUAGAAAUUGAUGGUCAUGUAAUACAACAGGAGAUGUCGAAAAUGAGGCGUGACAGCAGGUCGUCAAAACAAAUAAAGUAGCAGGAUGCCUCAACAGCACUAUUUGGAAAAAUAAACAUCUUACAAAAGAAACAAAAA
This is a messenger RNA of Diorhabda carinulata, 5180 nucleotides long. RefSeq names its product nucleoporin p54 (gene Nup54). Gene Ontology annotation, molecular function: structural constituent of nuclear pore. The transcript is spliced from 8 exons. Gene Ontology annotation, biological process: nuclear pore organization; NLS-bearing protein import into nucleus; protein localization to nuclear inner membrane. NCBI's taxonomy places the organism in Eukaryota, Metazoa, Arthropoda, Insecta, Coleoptera, Chrysomelidae. The record is from RefSeq and is a predicted model, not a curated record. Gene Ontology annotation, cellular component: nuclear pore; nuclear pore central transport channel. Bases 380 to 2347 code for a protein of 655 amino acids.